AAGACUUUAGACUUCUCCAGCAAUAGCGUGGAAGUUCUUCCGGCUGGGACUUUCGACGCCCUCUCCUCCUUAAACAGUCUUCUUCUAAGCGACAAUAACCUGACCCAGCCUGCAGAUGGGAUUUUUGAUCAUUUGCCCAACCUCCAGCUGCUGGACGUGGUCAAAAACACCAUCAACCAGACAACUUAGAUUGAACGCGAACCAACUGGAGAACCUAACUCCAGGUUUAUUUACAGGUUUGAGUAAGCUCAGGGUGCUGAAUCUACAAGCAAACCGCAUCAAGGCACUUGACCAGGAUCUCUUUUCCAACUUAAAGGAGUUAUCUUGGCGUGACCUAUCCCACAAUCUAAUACAAGCAGUAGCGAAGGGCCUCUUCUCGAGCCUUCCAAGGAUGGAUUCCCUCAACUUGGCGCAUAAUAAAGUAAGGGACUUAGAUGCUAGCGCCUUUAAUUGUUCGACUCAGCUGGACGUCCUCAAUUUGGAAGGCAACCUCCUCUCGACGCUUCCAGACGAUGCAUUCGCGGGAAACUCGCGGCUAAACGAGCUUGUACUCACCGAAAAUGAGCUGAAGAAAAUUUCAGCGGGCACUUUUCACGGUUUGAAGCGGUUAAAGAUUCUUUCACUGUCGAAUAACAAGAUAUCGUCUAUUGAACCGAAAUCGUUCGACGAUUUUGGCCGUUUAGAAGAACUUUACUUAAACGAAAACCAGAUGAAAGAAAUACCCCCAGGUCUUUUUCAACAAAUGAAAAAGCUGAAUACUUUAUACUUCGCCAGCAAUAGCCUGGAGUUUCUUUCGGCUGGGAUUUUCGACGCCCUCUCCUCCUUAAACAGGCUUUUUCUAAGCUACAACAACCUCACCCAGCUUGCAGAUGGGAUUUUUGAUAAUUUGCCCAACCUCAAGUACCUGGACGUGAUCAAAAACACAAUCAACCGCAUCGAGCCUGGUACCUUCAAGAACCUAAACCGGCUCACCUCGUUUUACUUCAGCGAGAACCGCCUCCAAAGUGUUCACGCCGAAACAUUCCAAGGACUUAAGUCCGUCGAUUACUUCCACAUCAAAGCCAAUCCAAUUGGGCACAUCGCGUGUGCCACCUUCGUCGAGCUUCCUUCGUUGGUGUUUCUCGACAUUUCCGAUGUUCCAAUCGAGGAGCUUGCCACCGGGUGUUUUACAAGCGUAGGGAAGCUCAGACAGCUUAGGAUUCAGAAGACCCACUUAAAAGUGUUAAAGUCGGGAACGUUCGCCGGACUGUCUCUUGUAAGGACGUUGUUCUUAACGGAAAAUCGCCUGGAGAACAUUGGAUUUGGAGCCUUUGAUGGGUUGAAGAGUGUAGUCUCGCUUUCACUGAGCAGCAACCGCCUAUCCACGAUCGACAAGGAGACUUUCGGCGGCUUGGACUCGGUGAUAUCGCUAACAUUAAACAAUAACAAUAUUGUACAUUUCGAUUCGACCCGUUUUGAUCUACUACCGAGCUUGGGAACUCUGCACCUCGCCUCCAAUAAGCUGCGCGAGCUUAAGGGUGACGUCUUUGACAAACUGUCGCGGCUGAGAGGUCUGGACCUAUCCCACAAUGGCAUCCAAGUGUUACCCGCCGAGAUUUUUCGCGCACUCGAAUCCCUGCACUAUCUCGAUUUGUCCGGUAACAAGCUGAAGGUCUUGGAACCGGGCACAGUUCCAGUUCUGCCCAGACUGCGACGGUUACGCUUGAACGCUAAUGAAAUCCAGUCGGUCAAAUCAGGAGCGUUUGACAACUUCGGCUCGCUCAAAAACCUUGGGUUGGCCAACAACACCAUCAAGCAUAUCUCCCCUGGAAAGUUCGCUGGGUUGUCUAGGAUGUCUUACAUCGACCUACAGAAUAACCUGAUCAGUGACCUGAACCCCACCGUCUUUGAUAGUUUACCAGAGUUGACCGAAGUCCUAUUGGAUGGUAACAAACUGAAUCCGAAGGUGCUGAAGAUCAUCAAGAGCAAGUAUACCUUGCCGGAACCGGAAAUAGUGGAUGAACUGUAGCUUUUCUGUACAAUAAAAGUUCAAUCGAUUCCACCAUCGGAUUGCCCAGAUUCAUCUUUCAAUUUUCCUAGACUCCCUGCCCUUCCCCUGCUCCUACGGUUCUCCCCUUCUGCGAUGUCUAUGGAUCUUCCGUUGGACCCGUAGCAUAUACUGCUUUCUGAAGGUCCUUUGGCUCUUUCGGGGACUACUUGCCGCUCCUUAAGCUCUUUAUGGAGCUUUCAACAAUUGUAUCCAUAACGUUUUACACUCUCCUUUUAAAGUCCAAUGGACAUGUAAAGGUGUGUUAAGUUAAUAAGUUGCUCUGAUAUGUGCCAAAAAUUCUGCCAAGUGUCUGAAAUAUUCCCAGGGGUAUUUUAAAAGUUUGGGAAAAAGCCAAAGGAGGACGACCAAAGUACCUACAGAGUCCAGAAAACGAUAAAAUUCUCUUGCUUGCAAAGUGUUGUCUCGAUUUCUAACGACAAAGGCGAAUCUCUUUUUAAAUCGUUCGCAGCGGACCAAGUUGGUACUGAACGUUAACAGUAAAGGCCAAAAACAAAUAAAUUAUUCGCCCUGGCUACUCGCGAAGGAAUUUUUUCCCGGCGACUGGGGUGGUUUACUCUUACUCGAAGACCGAAUCUCUUCAAAAACUCUCCGGAUUAAUCCCUACCUAUGUUUUUUUAAUUAAUUAACGCCCCAUAAAAAUGGCACGUAGUGAUCUAUUUUAUUUGUAGAGCAACAAGGGAUAGGACUUUGUUUAGCCUAAGUUGCUUCACCGUUUCCGGAUAUCUGUCGCCAAGGAGCUCGGGCCAGCUCGUCGGCCCUUUCGUUGCCUCCUAUUCACUGCAUAGGUGUAUAUGCUUAUUCAUGGUUAAAAUCUGCCCGAAGCACAGUGCUAUGUUAAUCAAGGGAGAAGCGGAUGUCAGCUCUCGGUCGAUCACUAUAUAUAGGUACCCAUACCCGUUCCCCCCGUGACCCACACGAACCUUUCAGAUUUCAUGGACAAUCUGAGUUCAGCCACUCCCCCCUGUCCGAAAAAGCGACCUUAGAACUCUUCGGUUUUAGUCAGACAUUCCGGAUCACAUCCCUUCUUGCAAGGAGGGGAUCGGAUCUUGAGGGUUUCCUCUCAAAUUCGCCCGCGCUCAAAUCCUUCGACCUCUGCCUUCACAGCUCUAGCCCCAGUGCCUCCAUGGUCAAAACUGGCGUGUUUGUCAUGGCUCCAGUGACUCUCAGACAGGCUAUAGUCUGUGAACCUUUCUUAGCUGCUUCCUUUAGGUUGCCCUGCCCAUGACAGGCCACCUACAAGUGCACCGUAGAGUAUUAUUGGCCUUAACGAGGGUUCAAA
Molecule: messenger RNA, 3329 nt
Organism: Photinus pyralis (common eastern firefly)
Lineage: Eukaryota; Metazoa; Arthropoda; Insecta; Coleoptera; Lampyridae
Product: insulin-like growth factor-binding protein complex acid labile subunit
Exons: 1
Coding region: 116-2008 (630 amino acids)
Molecular function (GO): protein binding
Source: RefSeq, a predicted model, not a curated record